Messenger RNA from Eublepharis macularius, 1964 nucleotides. Its product is annotated as 40-kDa huntingtin-associated protein-like. The coding region runs from base 106 to 1167 and encodes 353 amino acids. Gene Ontology annotation, cellular component: early endosome. Gene Ontology annotation, biological process: vesicle cytoskeletal trafficking. Gene Ontology annotation, molecular function: protein binding. The record is from RefSeq and is a predicted model, not a curated record. The transcript has a single exon. Lineage: Eukaryota; Metazoa; Chordata; Lepidosauria; Squamata; Eublepharidae.
CUUUCCUAUCCAAACUUCCGCUCUGGGACGCUUCCCGACAACGCGCUUCGUCACUUCUUGCGGGGCAUAGCAACACUUCCGGCCCCGUCGGAGAAGGCGAGGGCGAUGCUGUCGGUGCCGGGCGCGGGGGGCGCCCCCUCUCCGGGCUUCGGGGCCGGCGAGGCCGGGUCGGGCGCGGGCGCCGGCGGCGACUUCCUCACCCGUUACCGACUGGUGUCGGCCAAGCUGCGGCGGCGCUUCCUGCGCAAGCCGAACGUGUCGGAGGCGGCCGAGCAGUUCGCGGCGCUGGCGCGGGAGCUGCGCGCCCAGGAGAGCCUCCCCUACGCGGCCUGGUGCCAGCUGGCGGUGGCGCGCUGCGCACAGAGCCUAGGCCACGCGCCGGGCGAGGCGGCGGCGCUGGGCGAGGCGGCGCGCCUGUGGCUGCGGCACGAGCGGGAGCUGCGCCUGCGCCAGGGGCCCGGCCUGGGCCUGGCCGAGCACCUGCCGGCCGCCCACAGCUGCGUGGCCUUCGGCGCCCGCCUGCGCCUCGAGCUGGGCCAGCCGGCCCUGGCGGCCGGCCUGUGGCUGGAGCUGGGCGCCGAGCUGCGCGCCGCCGCCGAGCCGGGCCAGGCUGUGCCGGCCCUCCUGCGCGCCGCCGACCUCCUGGCCGCCGCCCAGCUGCCCCUGGAAGCGCUGCGCUGCCUGCGCGACGUCGCCUCCUGCCUGCUGCUCUGCAGGGACCACGACGGCGCCCUGGCUGUGCUCACGCAGGCCCAGCUGCUGGCUCAAGGCAGCCCCGGGCCCGCGGCUCCCGCCCCUGCUGCCGCCCCCGCCGCUUCUUCUCCGGCCGAUCUUCCUCCCGGCGCCUUCCUCGACGAGCUUCUUCACUGCGAGGUGACCCGCGUCCUCCUCCUGCUCUUGCUCCAGCCGCCGCCCUCCAAGCUGCUGCCCGAGCAUGCCCAGACCUUGGAGAAGUACUCCUGGGAGGCCCUGGACGCCUCUGCCAGCUACGUGCCGCCCGAGCUUUUCUUGCUGCUCCAGUCGGCCGUCAUGGCAUGCCAGGAGAAGGACCUGGAGGCUCUCAAGGUGCUGCAGAAAGAGCUCUGGGUGCUGCUGACUCCCGAGCAGAACCACCUCCUCCAUUUAGUCGUGCAAGAGAUGAUCAGCCCCUCUGGACAAGGGAUCUGAUCCACAGCUCCUUUCCAAGCCUGGUGGAUGAUUGUUGGAGCUGCCCCAAGACUCUGGGACAAGGCUUUGUUUUUAGAUAAUGGAGUGCCCUGAAGUUUGCUAGCCGGAGCUGAUCCUGCAGAAUGAUGCCUGCCGGCUUACCAUUGUCCUUUGCUUUUUCUCUGUGCCUGAACAUCACCGCUGCAAUACAGGAUCUUCUCACCACUUGGGUGACCAUUUCCUAUCAUCCUGAAUCUCUUACAUCUUUGAGCAUUCUUCAUUGGACCUUGCUUUAAGGGAAACACAUCAGGACUCUUACAGUGAAAUUCUAAGAAGAGUUACUACAGUCUAAGCCCAUUGAAAUCAGUGGGCUUAGACUGCUGUAACUCUUUAGGACUUCGCUGUUCGUAUGAUCCUUACAGUAGGGUUUCUUAUUUGGACUCCACAAGACUUUCCCCGUAACCAUUAGUUGCCUGAGAUUCUCAUGUUCUAUUGUAAUCUUUCCCCAAACUCAAAUGCUCUUUGUUUCCAGUGAGAUUUUUAGGGAGCUCUGGUAAAUUUCCUUAAUGUCAGCAGUUAAAUCUGCGUAAGUUUUCAUUGCACUUCAUUUGUAUAUAGAGAUCACAAUAUUUAUUUAUAAGCAUGUAAAUAAUUUGAAAGUAGCAGAAACAGGAACUUAAAAGUAUUUACCACUAAAAGCCAAUCUGAAAGUUUUAUGGCUGUCUUAUGCACAAGGUUCUGUGUCAGGAUUUCUUGCUUGAGAAAUCCUGUUGCCACUUUACUCCACAGAUUUCUGUAUUAAAUCCUAAUUAACUGGU